AUGUCUCGAAUCUCCCUCGAUCUAGCGAACAGUGCGCACCAUGGGCCUGCUCAGCGUCCGACAUCUUCCACCAUACCGUCCUCGCCGAUGCACCCCAUCCGCCACGCCAGCACCAUGGUCGCGAACAAAGCCCCUCACGUCGCGGUCGUCGGCGCCGGCUUUGCGGGGCUGCGUUGCGCCGACCUCCUGGCCCGCAGCGGCGUCAAGGUGACGCUCUUCGAAGCCCGCGACCGGAUAGGCGGGCGGGUCCAUCAGAUCGAGUCGGCCGGUCAUCUCGUCGACAUGGGCCCCAACUGGAUCCACGGCACCAAGGGUAACCCGAUCAUGCGUCUUGCCGAACAGACUGGCACGCUGAUCAUGGCGCCCGAGGAGGAGCGGCAAGCCCUCUUCGACACCGAGGGGACGAGACGGCCAGACUCGGAGGCGGUGGACCUGUCGGCCAAGAUAUGGGACCUGGUCGUCGACGCGUUCAAGUAUUCCGACGAGAACUCGGCGCGCAUCGACCCGGCCGUCAGUCUGUUCGAGUAUUUCCGCGCGAAGAUCGACGACGACUGCGACGAGGGCCUCGAUCGGCGGAAACGAGACGAUCUUCUCCGUGAAGCGCAGAUGUGGGGGCCCUUUGUGGGCGACGCCAUCGAGACGCAGAGUCUCAAGUUCUUCUUCCUCGAGGAGUGCAUUGAGGGGGAGAACGUCUUCGUGGCGAGCACGUACCGCGACAUCCUGAGGGAGGCGGGCCGCUCGGCGACAGGACAUAGCGACAAUGUCGAGCUGAGACUAGAGACGGAGAUUGUGCAUUUCAAUUUGGAUUCUGGUGUGGUCGCAAAUGACGAGGGUAACGGUAACAACAACGGCAAUGGUCACGGUGACGAUAAUGUCGAUGAUGAUGUCGAUCGUAAUAAUAACAACAACUCACACCACCACACCGUCACCCUCACAACGUCGCACCACCAGAAACACACCUUCGACGAAGUCAUCAUCACCUGUCCUCUGGGCUGGCUGAAACGAAACCACGAAAAGGCAUUCACACCGUCCCUCCCCGACCGUCUCACCUCGGCCAUCUCAAACAUCAACUAUGGCCGUCUGGAGAAGUUAUACGUCACGUUCCCGCGCGCGUUCUGGCUCACGUCCAACGACGACCACGACGACCACGACGACGACAUGUCCAGCUACCCCGUAUUUACCCACUUCCACGACCCAUCCUACAUCCCCCACCCCCAGGACGAGGCGUGGAACCAGUCCGUCGUCUCGCUGGCCCAUCUCCCGUCUCCGGCCGCGCACCCGACCUUGUUAUUCUACAUCUACGGGGCGUGCGGGACGCGGCUCGUCAAUGCCACGGCAGACCUGCCUGUGGGGGGCGAUGAAUAUAAUCGCACGCUGGACGCGUUCGCCCGGCCCUUUUAUUCCCGCCUGCCGAACUACGCGCCCAGCGACCCGUCCUGCUGCUGCACGCCGACCGCGUUUCUGAUGACGAAGUGGCAGGCCGAUCGGUUCGCGGGGAAUGGAUCGUACUGCAAUUUCCAGGUGGGCCUGCAGCGCGGCGACGAGGAUAUCGAAUGUAUGCGUGACGCGGGCGGGCUGACGGGGCGGGGACUGUGGUUGGCCGGCGAACACACCGCGCCGUUUAUCGCUUUGGGGACGACGACGGGCGCGUGGUGGAGUGGAGAGGCCGUUGCGCGGAGGGUAUGUCGCAAAUAUGGUCUUGCGGUGGUUGAGGAGGGUGGCACAGUGGCAGUCGAUCGAGUCAAUGGAGUCGUCACCGGGCCAGAAGCUGGGAAGAAGGAAUUAGAUAAGAAGAGGAUGGAUGGUGCCAAUUUGAGUGGAUUGGCGAUUUGA
Molecule: messenger RNA, 1833 nt
Organism: Cladophialophora carrionii CBS 160.54
Lineage: Eukaryota; Fungi; Ascomycota; Eurotiomycetes; Chaetothyriales; Herpotrichiellaceae
Exons: 1
Coding region: 1-1833 (610 amino acids)
Molecular function (GO): oxidoreductase activity
Source: RefSeq, a predicted model, not a curated record